AUGGCACGAGUUAUAGUUCUUAAGAAAGAUGAAGAUAUUUUAUCGACAAAUGAAAUACGUCGUCACAUACGUAGAAUAAGAAUAGAUAAAAAUCGAGAUAAUGAAAAAGGAAUUGUUCAAAAAGUUGUUUUACCAAGAACAUCAAAACAUUUUAUUUGGGCAACGUCAAAAAGAAAUGAAGUUCCUGAAUUUACAUUUAGAAUGCAAGAUCAAUGGCAUUUUGAAGGAGAUAAUAUCGCUUUAAGAGUAACAUUUAAUGGAGUCCCAAAACCUGAAAUUUAUUGGUUUAAAGAUCAUCAACCAAUAAUUCCAUCAAUGAAGACAAUGAUUAAUAGUAGUGACAAUUUAUCAGAAUUAAUUAUUUUUAAUGCAGAAAAAAAUGAUUCAGGUUUUUAUACAUGUCGUAUUGAAAAUAAUUUAGGUAUUCGUGAAAGUCAUGCCCAAAUAUAUAUUAAAGGAAAUGAUAAUAUAAAAUGUUUAAGAACUAUGCCUAGAAGAAAUUAUUUAAGUGAAAGAUUAUAUCGUCCAAUGUAUCAUGAAAUAUCUUACUAUUCAAGGUAUUAG
Strongyloides ratti is the source of this 564-nucleotide messenger RNA. Its product is annotated as Immunoglobulin subtype 2 domain and Immunoglobulin subtype domain and Immunoglobulin-like domain and Immunoglobulin I-set domain and Immunoglobulin-like fold domain-containing protein. The coding region runs from base 1 to 564 and encodes 187 amino acids. The transcript has 4 exons. The record is from RefSeq and is a predicted model, not a curated record. NCBI's taxonomy places the organism in Eukaryota, Metazoa, Nematoda, Chromadorea, Rhabditida, Strongyloididae.